UCUUUUUCUAUCAUUUCUAUGUCUGCUCUGCUGCUCCAAAAGGGAAACAUUUGGAGCGAACACUUUUUUUUCGUGAUAUACACGUAAUAUAUACUUAAAAGUAAUGUAUGCUUAGAACAAUCGAGCACAGUGAUUUUUUAAUAAUCCUUGUUGCAAGUUUUUUCUCAAUAAUAAUCUUUUAAGAUGAAACACGUCGGGUGGACAUGGCUGCUUUUGUUUGGAUUCGUGAACUUUGCUGCUGCAACUCGAGUUAAGGACAUGUUAUACAUGCCAAUCAACGGAGCUGCAGCUUGUUUCAGAAAACACAAUGGGACUCAUCAGUUUGGCUGUUCAUCUAGUAGAUCGGGAAAUGUUGGGGCUAUUCAUUUCGUGGAGAACGAGUUGGAUAUACAAUGGCUGGAAAAAAAUAGUACUGCAGGACCUUACAUGAUUGUUCUGUCAUUUGAUAUGUUUACUUUGGAAAAUUUAAAAAGAUUCGCUAUCUCAAACAAUGUAAACGGUGUACUCUUGACCAGGAACAUGAGCCUAGAUCGUCCAGCCAGUUAUUCUCCAGAAGACAGUUGUCCCAAUAGAUAUUCUGGGUACAAAUCGUGUGACAAACCGUGGAAUCCUUAUGGUUCUUCAAUACUUUUGGAAGACUGGCCAUUCCCAAUGUUUUAUGUACAGGAUCAAGAGAUGCUGAAGCAAAUUAAAGCCUGUUACUUAAAAUACAAUUACAACAACAGGGAUAAGCAAGCUCUGAGAUCGCUGUGUGCACUUGAGAUGAGAGCCUUUAUGUUUGCUGCCGUGAAUUCGGAAACGUGCAUUAGGAGAGGCAGUGUGUCCAGUAUAAAUUUCAAUACCAAUAUACUCUGCAGUCCUCUUGGUGAUAAAAGUAUCCACUGGCCAGCUGGCCCAAUGACUGAUAAUGUUAAAGAUGUUAUUAUGGUUAUCGCAAGACUAGAUGCCAAUGCUCUGUAUGAAAAUUUAGUGCCUGGAGCUGGCAGUACUGUCACAGGGUUGGCCACUUUGAUAGCCACUGCUACUUACCUUCAUUCCUUAAAACCUUCACUUCAAGGUACAAACGUCGUAUUUUCACUUCUGAACGGAGAAGCAUUAGAUUACAUAGGAUCCAGCAGACUGGUUUAUGACCUUGUACAAGGUAAUUUUGUAGCGAUAGGUGGCAAAACCAUUAAGUUUAAUCAGAUAAGCUCUGUUAUCGAGCUGGGGCAGCUGGGUGAGGGUAAAAUUCACUUUCAUGCAAGUAAUUUCAAAAAUAGUUCAAUGUUGGAAAAUUUGAAAAAGAAUUUGGAUGCGGAGAUCCUCGAAGGCAGCGUUCCUCCUGCUUCUAUUCAGAGUUUCUUAAGAGCCAACUCUAGCAUGCCGGUUGUCGUUGUAGCUAAUCACAAUGAGACCUUUACCAAUAAAUAUUACAACAGUCUUCUCGAUGACGCGGAUGGGCUGUUAUACUCGAGUGAGAAGCCCGAAAAAAAAUUGGAGAAGAGUCUAGCUAAAAUAGCAAAAAGCCUUGGAGAUGAGCUUUACCGCGUAAUAACUGGCAGGGAAACAUCGGGAAACCUGACAUUUGUCGAGGAUAUCAUGCAAGAGCUGCUGCCUUGCUACUUGGAAAGCGCAGACUGUCGUAUGUUUCAUGCAGCCUCACGACCAGGAACUUAUGUUCCCAAACGAGUACUACCUAUGUACGUGAGCGUGAUGAAGUCCGAAAACGACGUAACGACACUUACUGGACAGUUGCUAGCUCUACUUACCGGAGAACAGUUGCCUGAGUUGAAUAUCGAUGCCUGUGUAGAGAAACAUUUUAUCUGGCUGGCUGGUUUUGAUUCUAAUAGAGAUGGAGUUUGCGUUAAUUACACAGCUAACUAUAGUUCGGCUGUCAGUCCUGCCUUUAUUAUCGACGGCUAUGAUAUGAAGUCGGGAAUUUACUCGACGUGGACAGAAUCAGUUUGGACAGCGCUUAAGAUGAGGAUGUUUUUAAAACCGUCAGCAGCAACAGAAAGACUUAGCUUUAUUCUCGGAAGCAGCAUUACUGGGGUAUCAUUUAUUCUCGUAUGGUUCGUCACAUCCCGAGCGGACGUUUUAUUCAAUACGGGGUCAGUAGAUCUCUAGGAGUACGAGAUGGAUUGUCUAUCAUCCGCAAGUUCCGACUUUAGGGAAACCGAGCCUUUUAUUUAAACUAGUCCGAGGAUCGAUGGAUUACACUUGUGAAUCAAAAUUGACUUGGACGUCAGUAAAUGUUACUUACUCUUCGUGCUAUAUUUUUUAAAUUCACUCUCAUCAUUGUUCCAUUUGUGACUGUACCUUUGCAUUUGUAAUGAGAAUGUUAAUCUAACUUUGUAAUGUAAUUUUUAGAUUUUUACUCGAAUUUAGCACAUGAUAGGAUUGCGUCAGUAUUAGCGUAUGAAAACACCUGAGCAUAGUUGAGAAUUUUGUACAACAAAAGAAAAAAUAAUAAUGUGCGUCUUGAUACGUUGGUAAUGAAAAAUCAUUAGUUUUAAAUUUUUUAUAAUUAACAACGUUGUAUAAUUCAUUCCCUGUUGAACACCUUUGACUGAAAUAUUUUAAUAUUUAAAUAAUCACUGUUCACUUCAAUUGAAAAAUCAAAUUAACUACCUGUUAACAGCGAAUGAAAAUUUAUUAAUGACUUUGUUAAGAUUAACUUGUGAAGUAAUUUGUCAAAGA
Molecule: messenger RNA, 2679 nt
Organism: Copidosoma floridanum
Lineage: Eukaryota; Metazoa; Arthropoda; Insecta; Hymenoptera; Encyrtidae
Gene: Nct
Product: Nicastrin
Biological process (GO): Notch receptor processing; protein processing
Cellular component (GO): plasma membrane
Source: RefSeq, a predicted model, not a curated record